Molecule: messenger RNA, 935 nt
Organism: Oryza sativa Japonica Group (Japanese rice)
Lineage: Eukaryota; Viridiplantae; Streptophyta; Magnoliopsida; Poales; Poaceae
Product: MYB-like transcription factor EOBII
Biological process (GO): regulation of DNA-templated transcription
Cellular component (GO): nucleus
Molecular function (GO): sequence-specific DNA binding; DNA-binding transcription factor activity
Source: RefSeq, a predicted model, not a curated record
UUCUUCUUGUACAGUGCAGUAUAUAAGCGUGGCCGUCGCGCGGCGAGGUGUGUACGCCGCCGCCAUCGUCCGUACGUCGUUGAGCCGCCGGUAGCCAUGCAGUAUACGGUGGAAGGGAGCGGCGGCGGCGGCGUGCAGACGGUGGAGGCGGCGGUGCGCAAGGGGCCCUGGACGAUGGAGGAGGACCUCAGCCUCGUCAACUACAUCGCCGCCAACGGCGAGGGCGCGUGGAACACCCUCGCCCGCGCCGCCGGGCUUAACCGUACCGGGAAGAGCUGCCGGCUGCGGUGGCUGAACUACCUGCGACCCGACGUGCGGCGCGGCAACAUCACGCCGGAGGAGCACACGCUCAUCGUCGAGCUACAGGCCAGAUGGGGCAACAGGUGGUCCAAGAUUGCAAGGUACCUUCCUGGCCGGACCGACAACGAGGUCAAGAACUUCUGGAGGACCAAGAUACAGAAGAAGCACAGGAAAAGCACUGACGGAAUUUACGCGACGACGACGAGCGAAAGCAUCAUGCCUGCGGCUACAGUGCACCAGAACACGGUGGCCGAGGACCAAGGCAGCAGCAGCGUCUCCGGCCGGACCACCACCGCCACCGUCGCCGUCACGCAGGAGUACGCCACUGAGGCGCCGCCGCCGAGCGGCAUGAGUAGUGGUAGCUACUUGGACCAGCUGCAGCCAGGCUACGCGAGCUCAAUCCAUGGAGGACAAGAUGGCGGUGCUGCUGCCGCCGCCGCUGGUGACGUCGUCGUCUCCGACGAGUUCUUGGCAGCGUCGAGCGACAACUUCUGGGCCCUCGAGGAUUUGUGGCCCACGGUGCAGUCUCUCCACGGCAAUUGCUGAAUGGAUCAUGGGUGAUUGUGUUCGAUCAUGUAGGCCAUAGCAAAUCUAUCUAUUAACUUAUCAAAGAAAUAGAAAAAAUAGCCUUCACA